This is a messenger RNA of Populus nigra (black poplar), 2612 nucleotides long. Its product is annotated as NADP-dependent malic enzyme 4, chloroplastic. The transcript is spliced from 20 exons. Gene Ontology annotation, cellular component: chloroplast. Gene Ontology annotation, molecular function: malate dehydrogenase (decarboxylating) (NAD+) activity; malate dehydrogenase (decarboxylating) (NADP+) activity; NAD binding. Gene Ontology annotation, biological process: pyruvate metabolic process; malate metabolic process. The record is from RefSeq and is a predicted model, not a curated record. NCBI's taxonomy places the organism in Eukaryota, Viridiplantae, Streptophyta, Magnoliopsida, Malpighiales, Salicaceae. The coding region runs from base 369 to 2321 and encodes 650 amino acids.
CACAUCUCAUUUUAUAAGGGGAGAGAGAGGGAGAGAGGGAGAGCGAGAGAGGUAGUUAAGAGUUAAGGCACGUUUCAAGGCCUCCUUCCUUCCUUCCUUCCUUGCAAUCUCUCUCUCUCUCUCUCGUCUGCUUGGGCUUCGUUUGUGAAGAGAGAGAGACAGGCACGGACACGCACACUCACACGACCAGGAAGAAGAGCCCUCUCUUUCUCUAUAUUUAGUGUUUUUAUAUACCGAAAGACCCUCACCCUGUUUCCAUUGUAUCCUCCUCUCUUUUUUCAACAUCUUCUUACAGAGAGAGAGAGAGAGAGAGAUAGAGAGGAAGGCAGCGAAAAACUCUGCCCGCUUCCUGCAUUUCACUCUCCACCAUGAUCUCCUUGAAUAGAAGCACCUUCCUACUGAAUAACGUGGGCAUUUCGAGCUCGCAUAGCCCUUUCUCAGGGAGGCAGAGACGAUCAUUGCUUUCAGUUCCUUCUUCGUUGAGGGUAGCGGCCGUCAAUUCCAACAGGGAUCGCAACAGUAGCGUUUUGAUGGAGAGCACGUUCAAGGACGUUAGAGAUGGAGCCGUUUCGUCUUCUUCUGUGAUUGACGUCGACUCCAAAUCCAACAUUGCUCCUGGAGGGGCCGCUGAUGUUUACGGUGAGGAUACUGCCACCGAGGACCAGGUUGUUACCCCUUGGUUUGUAUCGGUUGCGAGUGGGUAUUCUUUGUUGCGAGAUCCACACCACAACAAAGGACUUGCCUUCACUGAUGCAGAGAGAAGUGCCCACUACUUGCGUGGCCUUCUUCCCCCAGCAGUCGUAUCUCAGGAACUCCAGGUGAAGAAACUGAUGUAUAUUAUUCGCCAAUAUCAACUUCCAUUGCAGAAGUACAUGGCUAUGAUGGAUCUUCAGGAGAGAAAUGAAAAAUUGUUCUACAAGCUUCUUGUUGACCAUGUUGAGGAAAUGCUCCCUAUUGUCUACACUCCAACUGUUGGUGAAGCUUGCCAAAAAUACGGGAGCAUCUUUACUCGUCCUCAGGGUCUUUAUAUUAGUUUGAAAGAAAAGGGUAGCAUUCGUGAAGUGUUACGGAACUGGCCUGAGAAGAACAUUCAAGUCAUUGUUGUCACUGAUGGAGAGCGGAUUUUGGGUCUAGGGGAUCUAGGCUGUCAGGGCAUGGGGAUACCAGUAGGGAAACUGGCUUUGUACACAGCACUUGGUGGAGUUCGUCCUUCAGCUUGCUUGCCUGUAACCAUUGAUGUGGGGACAAACAAUGAGAAUUUGUUAAACGAUGAGUACUACAUAGGGCUCAGGCAAAGAAGGGCAACUGGACAGGAAUAUGCUGAACUGGUUCAUGAAUUCAUGUCUGCAGUCAAGCAGACCUAUGGUGAGAAAGUCCUCAUUCAGUUUGAAGACUUUGCGAACCACAAUGCUUUUGAUUUGCUUGCUAAAUAUAACACAACUCAUCUUGUUUUCAAUGACGAUAUUCAGGGUACAGCAUCUGUGGUUCUUGCAGGGCUGGUUGCAGCACUAAGGUUAGUUGGUGGGACUUUAGCUGACCACACAUUCUUAUUUCUCGGUGCUGGAGAGGCUGGCACUGGAAUUGCAGAACUCAUAGCUCUUGAGAUUUCCAAACAGACAAAUAUGCCAAUGGAAGAGGCUCGCAAGAAGAUUUGGCUUGUAGACUCAAAGGGAUUGAUUGUUAGUUCCCGCAAGGAAUCACUCCAACAUUUCAAGAAGCCCUGGGCACAUGAGCAUGAACCCAUUAAGACACUUCUAACUGCUGUUAAUGACAUCAAGCCAACAGUGUUGAUUGGAACAUCAGGAGUAGGAAGAACAUUUACUAAAGAAGUUGUUGAAGCCAUGGCUUCCUUCAAUGUGAAACCUAUAAUUCUCUCUCUUUCCAACCCGACUUCACAAUCUGAAUGUACCGCUGAAGAAGCUUAUACAUGGAGUCAGGGGCGAGUUAUUUUUGCUAGUGGAAGCCCAUUUACUCCUGUUGAAUACGAGGGUAAAACUUUCGUGCCUGGUCAGGCAAACAAUGCAUACAUUUUCCCUGGAUUUGGUCUGGGUCUAAUAAUGUCUGGUGCCAUCCGUUCACAUGAUGACAUGUUGCUGGCUGCCUCGGAAGCUUUGGCUGCUCAGGUGACCCAGGAGAACUUUGACAAGGGACUUAUCUACCCUCCAUUCAGAAACAUCAGAAAGAUUUCAGCAGAGAUUGCUGCUAAAGUGGCUGCUAAAGCUUACGAACUUGGUUUGGCUACUCGCCUUCCUCCACCAAAGGAUCUGGUGAAGUAUGCUGAGAGCUGUAUGUACAGCCCUGCUUAUCGAAGCUACCGGUGAAGUGAUGGGACAGGAAAAAAAAAAAAGGGUUCACUUCUAAUCCCAUAAUCAGCUGCAUUUCCGUUUGCUUUCUUCUUUUAAAUUUUUUUUUGGCCUGCUUGCUCUUCCUAGAUUCCUAUCCUGCAACUCUGUUAGGCAUUUAGUGAGUAAGAAGAGCAAUGAUAGGUGCUGGUAAUUGGAAGACUGCAGUCAAAUCUUGAGAUGUUGCAGAAAACUUCAUUAUAGCCAUCUGUUAACAACUCCAACAAAGAAAAGUGAUUUAAUGAAAAUGAAAAAAAAAUUAAUAAUGAA